Sorghum bicolor (sorghum) is the source of this 2239-nucleotide messenger RNA. Its product is annotated as probable glycerol-3-phosphate acyltransferase 3. Lineage: Eukaryota; Viridiplantae; Streptophyta; Magnoliopsida; Poales; Poaceae. Gene Ontology annotation, biological process: cutin biosynthetic process. Gene Ontology annotation, molecular function: phosphatase activity; glycerol-3-phosphate 2-O-acyltransferase activity. The record is from RefSeq and is a predicted model, not a curated record. Gene Ontology annotation, cellular component: membrane. Bases 61 to 1872 code for a protein of 603 amino acids. The transcript is spliced from 2 exons.
UAAAGUGUAUGUAGAAGAAAUAUAUAAUUAUACUAAAUCAUCUAUAUAUAUUAAGUAUGCAUGCAUAGUCAUUUAGCUAUCAUCACGAAGUGGUGCAGGUGCAUGUGCAAUAGCAGCUACCUAGGCCUCCCCAUCUCCAUGGCGUCAAAGAUCCUGCCAGCGGUUAGCGAGCUCUUUCCCGCGCUCGUCCGGGCCGGCGGCGGCACAACCACUGCUCGCCGGCCACCGCCACCACCAGCCGCACGCAGCAGCCCAUCGCCCACCACCGUCCACAGGCACGCCCCUCCUCCCGCGGCACGGCUCGCCGGCGGCUCGGGGACAACGACAACGACGCUGGUGGUCGACGUCGACGGCGCCCUGCUCCUGUCGCGCUCCCUCUUCCCCUACUUCAUGCUGGUCGCCCUCGAGGCCGGCAGCUUCCUCCGCGGCCUCGUCCUGCUGCUCCUCUACCCCGCCAUCCGCUGCCUCGGCGCCGGCGACCUGGCCGUGCGCGCCAUGGCCGCGGUCGCCUUCUGCGGCCUGCGCGCUCCAACGUUCCGCGCCGGCCGCGCCGUCCUCCCGCGGUGGCUCCUGGAGGACGUGGCGGCCGAGGCGCUCGACGCCGCGCGGCGUGGUGUCGUCGCCGACCCCGACACGGCAAGGGUGGUUUGGGCCAGCGCCAUGCCGCGCGUCAUGGUGGAACCCUUCCUCAGGGAGUACCUCCAGCUCCAGGUGCCGGCCGCCGCCGCCGUCGCCGCCAGGGAGAUGAAGACGGCCUGGGGUUUCUACACUGGCCUCAUGGAGGGAGACGAAGACUGCAAGGCCAUGGCGGCGGCGCUGAUGACGGCGUCGUCGGCACGGGACGGCGUCGGCGGCGACGUCGUCGUGGGGUUCUCCGGUGCAGGCUCCGUCGAGUUCCUCUCCAGCCCUCUCGCGUCCAUUUGCAAGGAGGUGUACGUGGUGAGCCCGGCGGAGCAGAGCAAGUGGCGGCGCCUGGCGCGGCGCGACUACCCGACGCCGCUCGUCUUCCACGACGGCCGCCUGGCGUUCCUGCCGACGCCGGUCAGCACGGUGGCCAUGUUCACGUGGCUGCCGCUGGGCGCGGCGCUCUCCGUCGUCCGCCUCGCCAUCUCGCUCGCGCUGCCGUACAGGGUCGCCACGGCGCUGCACGCCGCCACGGGCCAGUCGUGGCGCCUCCGCGGCGCUCCGCCGCCGCUGCGGAACGGCGGCGGUUCCUCCUCCGGUCAGCUGUACGCGUGCAACCACCGGACGCUGAUCGACCCGGUGUACGUGUCCAUGGCGCUGGACCGCCCCGUGCGGGCCGUGUCCUACAGCCUGAGCCGCGUGUCGGACCUGCUGUCGCCGAUCGGCGCCACCGUGCGCCUGGCGAGGGACCGCGCCCGCGACGGCGCCGCCAUGGGGAGCCUGCUGGACCGCGGCGACAGCGUGGUGGUGUGCCCCGAGGGCACCACCUGCAGGGAACCCUACCUGCUGCGCUUCAGCCCGCUGUUCGCCGAGCUCGGCGGGGACGCCGGCGUCGUGCCCGUGGCGCUGGCGGCCGAGACCGCCAUGUUCUACGGCACCACGGCCGGCGGGUGGAAGGCCGUCGACCCAUUCUACUACCUGGCCAACCCCAGGAUGUGCUACACGGUGCAGUUCCUCGACAGGGUGGACACGGCGGACGUGAUGACGACGACCGGCGGCGACGGGAAGGGGAGGAAUCAGGCCGCCAGCGCCGUCGACGUGGCCAACCGCGUGCAGCGGCUCAUCGCGGAGGCGCUCGGGUACGAGUGCACCAUGCUCACCAGGAAGGACAAGUACCUCAUGCUCGUCGGCAACGAUGGCGCCGUCGCCGCCGCGCCGCGCCGCCGCGUUGUCGCCAAUAAGAAGUAAGCGCGUGCCGAUCGACGACAUGCAUGCGUCUGUUCUCGUGCUCAUUAUUUGCCUCGUUGGCUGCACAUAUGACCAUAUCCGAUAUCGAUUGAAGCUGUUUGAUGCAUUCAUCUUUUUUGUCAUCCCACCUUUAAGGAAAAUGUACUAGUAGAAUGUAGAGGUUCAUGUGUAUAAGAAAAUGUACUGUACUUGUACUUAGACCGGUUGUUUGGAUGUUAUCGUAUUCAUCUCAAUCCACAUGUGUUGAAGUGGAUUGAGGUGGAAUUUAGUUCAAAUUACACUCCAACCCAUUCCAACAUAUGUGGAUUGAUGUGAAUCCGACUACAUCCAAACAAGCCCUUAAUAAGGAAAUAGUGUUAUACUGUAA